GGCUUUUCCGCCUUCGCUGCCGCCUGUCCCCGGCUGGGAGCAGGCCCGGUCUCCUCGUCCUUGGCUGGCAGCGCUCGCAAGCUCAGGUUUUGGGUUUAACGCCGGAAAGAAGUAACAGAAAUGUGGAAAAAAUGAAUAAAACGGAUUUGCAGAAUAAAUAUCCGCAGUGGAUGCUUACACAAACUCAAGAGGGAGUUUUGGGUGAUAAAAAGAAUUCGACUGUUCAGAGGAGCGUUUUGGAAGAUGGGCUGCCGUUCCUAAAGUUCUGUGGCUCUGUUGUUUACAGCUACGAAACCAGCGACUGUUCCCUUCUUUCGGAAGAUAUCAGGCAGAGUUUAUCAGAUGGGGCUGCUGUUGGAUUUGAUAUUGAAUGGCCACCAUCGUAUAUGAAAGGAAAAAUGGCAAAAAUAGCUGUAAUCCAGAUAUGUGUAACUGAGGAGAAGUGUUAUUUGUUUCACAUCUCUUCCAUGUCAGGUUUUCCCAAGGGACUCAAAAGACUGCUCGAAGAUGAAACAAUUAAAAAGGUUGGCGUAGGAAUUGAGGGAGAUCAAUGGAAGCUGAUGAGUGACUUUGAAAUCAAACUGAAGAGCUUUGUGGAGCUGGCUGACGUUGCUAAUGAGAAACUGAAGUGUAAGGAGAUAUGGAGUCUGAAUGGUCUGGUAAAACACCUUUUUGGCAAGCAGCUUUUGAAGGAUAAGUCUGUCCGCUGUAGUAACUGGGAAGAGUUUCCACUCAACGAGGAGCAAAAAUUGUAUGCAGCCACAGAUGCCUAUGCUGGCUUCAUCAUCUAUCAAAAACUGAAAAAUAUUAAUAACAGUGACCGGAAAUUAUUUUCUGUAAGACGAGGUGACAUGUUGUCAGAGGGUGUGAAGGAGCGCUUGACUCUGCUAGCUGAAGAGAUAACAGACCUGGCUUCUCGCAUCCCUGACUCUUCUGGACAAAUUGAAAAUUUGCAGAGGGCUGCAGAAAUACUGGCUGACAUAUCGGAGAAUGUAAAUACCUUAAGAAGCACUUUGUUUGGUUCAGGUUCCCCUUCUGUACUGGAGAGGAGCUGUGGCCCAACUACAACGAAUCUUGAGGCAGAGUCAGCAAAUGCUGAAGUACAAAAAGUUGAAAUGCCUGAAUUUGCUAAACAACUUGAAGGUGACUUCAACAUUUGCUCUGAUGCUACACUAGCUGGCCUCUGGGAGGGAGAUGGUAAUGAAGAAGAAGCAGAGAGAGGUAACGCUGCUGUGGAAGAUGGAACGGCAGCAGCCAGCUCUAAGGACGAAGCAGAGAGAGAUGACUUCAUGUCACUAGACAUUACUGAGCAAGAACUUCAGAUCUUGGAAAGUCAGGCUGCAAAAGAAUUGGUCGACAAAGCUGUGCCUGAGGAGGCAUGCUCCACAGACAACGAACAAAAUAUUUCUUGUGUCAUUGAAAGCGAUGAAGAACUGGAAAUGGAGAUGCUUAAAUCUUUAGAAGAUGUAGAUGAUGCCAAAAGUGUUCUAACUGAAAGAGAGUCCGAUAAAGCCAGGAAAACUCCUGACGCAGAGUUGAAUGUUGCACUAGAUGGUGAUGAAGAUGAAAACAUUGAGGAAGAAGAGGAGGAAUGUUUUGGUAUGUUUUAAAUUAUAGUGUAUGAUAAAAUCAAACAAAAUCCACAGUCUGUAGAAGCAGAUGUGGAAGCACAGGGACGUUUUGUGCUUGGUUUCUUAAAGUAGAAG
Egretta garzetta (little egret) is the source of this 1706-nucleotide messenger RNA. RefSeq names its product Werner syndrome ATP-dependent helicase-like. The coding region runs from base 132 to 1610 and encodes 492 amino acids. Gene Ontology annotation, biological process: nucleobase-containing compound metabolic process. The record is from RefSeq and is a predicted model, not a curated record. The transcript has 11 exons. Lineage: Eukaryota; Metazoa; Chordata; Aves; Pelecaniformes; Ardeidae. Gene Ontology annotation, molecular function: nucleic acid binding; 3'-5' exonuclease activity.